Centruroides sculpturatus (bark scorpion) is the source of this 498-nucleotide messenger RNA. RefSeq lists its product as uncharacterized. Lineage: Eukaryota; Metazoa; Arthropoda; Arachnida; Scorpiones; Buthidae. Bases 1 to 498 code for a protein of 165 amino acids. The record is from RefSeq and is a predicted model, not a curated record. The transcript has a single exon.
AUGACACAAAGGAUUAUUGAGAAGCAACCUGUCAGGUACAAAUGUGUGAAGGCUUUGAGCAGCUUAGACCCAGAAAUUAUUAAAAUGCAAUCAAAUGUUGGAAAAUUGUAUUUCAAUGUUUUACUGGAGGUUCUACAUUAUACAAACAGGAUUGAUGAGAAAUAUAAUGUCAAAGCAAAAGAACAGUAUGAAAUACUCUGCAAUAAAGUGUCCAUAAAAUCCUAUUCUACAAAGUUUGAGGACUUCAUAUCUGAAAGGAGUGAUGAUGAUGAUCUGGGCACAUUUUAUUGGGAAAUUAUGAAGGAUGAUAGGCAACUGCAAGAUCUAUGGUCUAUUAUCAAAAUUUCUCUUUCUUUCUCACAUGGGAAUGCAAAUGUUGAGAGUGGUUUCUCGGUUAACAAAUCACUGUUGAGUGAAAAUCUUAAGGAAGAAAGUUUAAUUGUUCAAUGCUUAGUUUAUGAUAGGAUCCAUUUUGCAGGUGGUAUUGAUCAAAUAUAA